This is a messenger RNA of Sporothrix schenckii 1099-18, 1470 nucleotides long. RefSeq lists its product as uncharacterized. The transcript has 2 exons. The coding region runs from base 1 to 1470 and encodes 489 amino acids. Lineage: Eukaryota; Fungi; Ascomycota; Sordariomycetes; Ophiostomatales; Ophiostomataceae. The record is from RefSeq and is a predicted model, not a curated record.
AUGCCGUCCAUUUUGACCGAGUUGUUAACAUCGCCUCACCACCCAGACAUCUUCGCACUCGACCGCAGCCGCUCAAUCGACCAAGACACGGUGCCUACGAAUGACCAGUCCGACGACCUCCUCCCCGUUGACGACUCCGUCAACAGCGACUACUUCUCCGACUUCUUUGACGUCGACCGUGUUGCCAACAUAGAGACCGCCAACGCUUACAGUAACGACGUCCUUGGCGACGAGGACGACGACGAAGAUAUCCUCUCACGGCAUCCUCCCGCCCGUCGCCAACCGGUGAGCAGUGGGCAGCUAGCACAGCCUGCCUCGCAACCAGUACCCAGAGCGAGCAGGCCUCAGCUCUCCUUCAGCAGCCAAAGGAAUCAGCCAAGAGGCGACAAACACGUCCUCGAUCGACGACGAAAUAUCGGCACAUCUGCGGCCGCUUUGCCACAUCUGACUCCUCAGUCGUUCAAUCACGCUGACUCAGCCAUUCACAUUGAAGACGACGACGACGACGACCUCCACCUCUUAGGACAAGGCGACUUCUCUUCUCCGUCCAUCCUCAAUGACACACCGCUACAAGGAACACCUUUGCGCGUAUCCGAACGAAUAAAUCUCAGCCCCGACGACGACACCAUGCCACAGACAAGAAGCCGGGCCGCGUCACAGGCUGUUGCUGCAGCGGCCCCGUUCCCUCUGCCGUUACCAGGGGACCCGAUUGUACCCUCAACAGCGACGCCCACGCCCUCGUGGUCACGAACUAGGGCCGGAUUUAACGCCCUGCCCUCGCCUACCGCCGUUACGACAACAUCGUCCGCGCCCCGCUCGUCAGCGAAGAGACGACGAAGCAAUGACCCCGGGGUAGGGUCGUCCAGCACCGGUUUGCCCCCAAUGGCCAUGAUCCUGGCGUCGGUUGGGACCAGCAGUGGCAGUGCAAACGGCGACAGUCAAGCCAGCAGCAGUAGCAGCAGUACCGGUAACAACACCACCGGCCAGUCCACCCGGUCACGCAUUUCGCCCAAACGGCCACGAGUCAACGAACCGAUCAUACUCGACGAUGACCUAUUUGGCUCUGACGACGACGACAACGGUGGUGUGGAGAUGGUCAACCUAGUCGAUAUCGACCGGCCACAAACGGUCGGCGUAAAAGACGAAAUUGUGGAGGCAACGGAAGGGCAGGAGACCGAGGGGGCCGCAGGGCGCUUGGGCGAGGCCCAGCCGGAGAAGAAGAACCUCAUAAAGCUGUCGGGUCUGCAGUGCGUCAUCUGCAUGGACGACAUGACCGACAUGACGGUCACACACUGUGGGCACCUCUUCUGCGGCGAGUGUCUCUUCUCCUCUCUUCAUUCAACCGAGCAGCGCAUAUGUCCCAUCUGCCGCUCGAAAAUUGAGAUGCGGGCACCACACAUGUCGACCGCUAAGAUGGCGCGCACGUAUUAUCCACUCCAGCUGAAGUUGCGGCCGCGAAAACCGGCGUAA